AAAUUCACUCGUACAUUUUAACAGAGAUAGAUAGAGUAGUCAGUAGAGAGAGAGAACUACAAGAGAGUUACGGACAAGCUGUUCCUAACACCACCGAGGGUCACGACUCGCGAGGAAAAAACAGCAAAGUCUUUUUCACAAGAAAAAAAUGGUGGAAGUGUGGUGGCCACUGUUGGCAGCAGCAGUCCCUGCGCUAAUCGGAGGCCAAGCGUUGAGGAUAAAGAAGAGGCGCGGGGAAGAAGAGAGGAUCAAGAGUGCUCGAGGAAGAGAGAAGAGCUCUGAUGACAUCUUUGUCUGCGAGAGAGUCUGCACUUCAAAAAGAAUGCUGAAAAAAGUAGGAGCUUUCUCCAAAGAUCCCAUUCCAGACACUUGUGUUACCGUCUGCGGCGUGUCUGAGCUCGACGCUUGCUCCGAUGCUUGUGCUCGAACCGUCUGCGUUAACCAGCAUCAAGUUGCUAACUGGAAUGACAUUUGUCUUAGGAGGUGUCAGAGUGAGUGUCUCAAGCUCUCUUCUUCUUCUUCUUCUCGCUCUUCUUGAUAUGUUUUAAGAGUUUUAAAUCUCCCUUUUGUGUUGUUUUAAGUUUGAGUCUGAACGCUUAUGAUUGGUUCCUUUUGAAUCUGAAAUAUUUUUGUAAGUUGAAUAACAAACAUUAUAAGCAAAUCUUUGGUGGAUUUUACAUUUA
This is a messenger RNA of Raphanus sativus (radish), 683 nucleotides long. RefSeq lists its product as uncharacterized. Bases 149 to 538 code for a protein of 129 amino acids. The record is from RefSeq and is a predicted model, not a curated record. The transcript has 2 exons. Lineage: Eukaryota; Viridiplantae; Streptophyta; Magnoliopsida; Brassicales; Brassicaceae.